Cheilinus undulatus (humphead wrasse) is the source of this 516-nucleotide messenger RNA. Its product is annotated as fatty acid-binding protein, liver-type-like. Lineage: Eukaryota; Metazoa; Chordata; Actinopteri; Labriformes; Labridae. Gene Ontology annotation, molecular function: fatty acid binding. The transcript has 4 exons. The coding region runs from base 95 to 478 and encodes 127 amino acids. Gene Ontology annotation, cellular component: nucleus; cytosol. Gene Ontology annotation, biological process: fatty acid transport. The record is from RefSeq and is a predicted model, not a curated record.
UUGGAGACACCUGGGGGUUAAUGAUUGCACGGCUGCAGUUAGAGUAUAAAACAGGCAGGAUACCACUUCUAGCUUACCUUCACCGUCUGUCACCAUGUCUUUCUCUGGAAAAUACCAGCUGGAGUCUCAGGAGGGCUUUGAGCCUUUCAUGAAGGCCAUCGGUCUCCCUGAUGAGCUCAUCCAGAAAGGCAAAGACAUAAAGAGCGUCUCUGAAAUUGAGGAGAGCGGUGACAACUUCAAAGUGACGGUCACAACCGGCACAAAGGUCCUCACUAACUCCUUUGUCAUCGGUCAGGAGGCCGACAUUGAGACAAUCACUGGGGAGAGGAUCAAGGCUGUUGUAAGGCGUGAAGAUGGCAAGCUGAAGGUCUCCCUCAAGGGAAUUGAGUCAGUCACAGAACUGGUGGAUGGGAACACGAUUGUCAAUACAAUGACUCUUGGUAAUAUUGUAUACAAGAGGAUCAGCAAACGCGUCUAAAUGUCUGCACUUGGGAUAAUAAAAAGUUUAAAAAUGCA